AGCAGAAUACUUUUUGGGGACCGACAAACUUCGGUUGGAACUAUUUCGACUAUUAUCUAAUCAACUUUCUGUUUAAAAUCAAUUCUGAAACAAAAUGUCCAAAUUAGCAGCCUUUUUUGCUUCGGAUAAGGGCCACAUGACAACUGGUGUACUAGCUAUCUUAGCUACAACUUCUGCAACACUCGUUCCUUACCUACCAAAUACCUUGAUGUUAGACAAGACUAAAGAAUUCCUCCAGCUCUUCAGAGAUGGCUUUCCAGUUCCUGUCCCAGCCGAAAUGAUUGAAAAAGUGAAUCAAGUUAAAAGUGAUUUGAAAUUGGAACAAGAUAUCUCAAGCAGAAUACCUUCAGAAUCAUCCUUCACGGUUUUUGGAUUUGAUAUUAUUCAUAUUGGAACUGCCAAAUUUAGAACUGGAGCGAUUAUAGGAAUACCUGCUAAUUACAACUACAAAUCAUCCAUCACUCCUGCUGACAAGCAAAAUAUUGUUGUGGGACAAAAAACUGUCCACUGGACCACUCCUGAAGGAAUUGCAUUGGAAUCUUCAUUACUUUUGUCUGAUUCAGCUCAAAAGUAUGCGAUCGCUCGAGAAAUGUGCAAAGCAAAUACCCAGCAUGUGGCUCUUCAAACGUUCGUAAACACGGCUUCUUGCUACGCCUAUUAUUAUGUGGCCUACAAAUUCAAUCGAAGAGCAAAUAUGUUUGCCCGCCCUUUUCAGCUUCGUGCAACUCUUUACACCCUCUUGGGUGGUAUCAUGUUUACUACGUGGAUGUUCAUUAAAGACUUUACAACGUACCGUUGGGAAGAAGAUGCUGACGAAGCAGCCGCCGGAAUAUCGGAAGAAUACGCUAAAGGCGCACUUGAGUUUUACAGCAAAAUUUUGCAACGAAACUUGGCAAUGAGGUCGCUUCUUGGCGAUGAAGGUCCCAAGUUGUACACUUCUUUAGGCAAUGAUCGCGAGACAUUUAGAACGAAACACGUCCCUUUUGUGACUCUUCGAGACCGGGCUGCACGCCGGUGUGAAUCUUUUAAAAAGCCAGAGGAACCGGCGCCAGUAAAAGAUUCUUGAAAUCAUAAAUGUCUAGUGCCAUUGUUCAUAUAGUUUCUCUAUGAAAGAAAAAAAUAAAAAUAAUGUAUGUAGUCUUGAGA
Messenger RNA from Daphnia pulicaria, 1146 nucleotides. Its product is annotated as transmembrane protein 177-like. Bases 95 to 1066 code for a protein of 323 amino acids. NCBI's taxonomy places the organism in Eukaryota, Metazoa, Arthropoda, Branchiopoda, Diplostraca, Daphniidae. The record is from RefSeq and is a predicted model, not a curated record. The transcript is spliced from 4 exons.